Porites evermanni is the source of this 2317-nucleotide messenger RNA. NCBI's taxonomy places the organism in Eukaryota, Metazoa, Cnidaria, Anthozoa, Scleractinia, Poritidae. The record is from the annotation of a GenBank genome assembly.
AUGCAAAGUGAGGAACCACAAAUCGGAGAGGCAGUUUCACAGGCCGAGAAAAUAACGGAACCGAAGGCCGAAAAUCCUGAAGAUGUUUCGGAGCCCAAGAAAAACCAGUUACAGUUAGAACAAACAUUAGAAGUAAAGACUGAAGAAGCUGAAGAACAAAAAGAAACAGAAAUAUCAAAAGUCAGUGAGUCACCAAAGGAAGAAACCGAACAGCAGACAGCAGAACCCGGAGAUACACUGCCAACCGACAAACCGCUGGACUCGGAAUCACAAGUUCAACAAGCAAAUAAAGUUGAGACUUUAAAUAUCUGAGCGGUGUGUGUGGAACACUUUAGUUGAUGUAAAGAAAACGGCGACAGGACCAGAUAACCUCCCGUACUGGAUCUGGAAAGACUGUGCUGAGCUACUCACACCUGUCGUUACUCAUGUUUGGAAUUGGUCGCUUUCUACUCAUACAUGGUCGGACUCUUGGAAGAGGGCAAAUGUUAAUCCUCUCCCCAAAGUGGACAUGCCUUUAGAGGACUCAGACUACCGUGGUAUCAGUGUUACUCCCGUUGUUGCGUGGUUGUUUGAGAAGGUCGUGUAUCGUGCGCAAGCACAGUCAUUCAUUGAAAACAGUCUGAGCCACACCCAAUUUGCAUAUAGACAGGCGGGUAAUUGCACAAAUGCCUUGCUCGCUAUCCAGCGCUAUAUAUACAAGUAUUUAGACAGUAGUGACUGUAGCGCAGUGCGAAUUUUUACUAUGGACUUCAGUAAGGCCUUCGAUUUUGUGAACCAUACUAUUUUGUCUGCCAAACUGAAACAGCUAUCCCUAAAUCCGUACAUUAUAGGAACCGUGACCCGUCUGCCGACUUAGUAGGACAGUUCUUAGCCUGGUGCAAAGACAAUAAAAUGGUCUGCAACCCUAGUAAAUAUAAAGAGCUUGUUGUUAGAAAGAAAAAUCACAAUGUACUCUACUCUCCAGUUAACAAUAUUUCUCAAUGUAAUAGCUACGUUUUACUAGGAGUAACUCUACAGAGUGACGGGAAAUUCAAUGAGCAUGUAAGAACCAAGCUUGUCAAAGCAAACAAGUGUUUACACGUCCUACGAACACUAAGAAGGAACACUACUCUCAGGAAGAGAUAGAUCACCUUUUUAUAUCUAUUGUUUUACCUAAUUUUAGCUAUGCGCUUUCAGUCUAUGGGGCAUCGGAAUCCGAUCUUACGGUUAUAAAACAUUUUUUAGACCGAGGCCAUAAACGCCGUUUUAUUUCAUUUCCAGUUUUUAUCAAGAAUCUUUUAAAUAAACAAGACCAAAACAUUUUAAAGAAAUUAAUAUUGCCACCCACUAAAAGAUAUCAUUCCUGUCCAGAAGACGUAUGUACAUAAUCUUAGGAAAAAAGGCUGCGUACGCCCGAAAAUUAAUACAGAGCGUUUUAUGAACACCUUUGUAAAUAGGUUGAUUUUUAAGCUCCAUUUAUUGUAAUGAUACACUUUUUUAAUAUAUACAUGUAACGUAGAUAUUUUUAUCAUAGUUUUUAUCUUCUCUUAUUGUAACAUAAGAUAUGUAGUUUUAUCUUUUGGUGAAAUAAAGACUCAUUAUUAUUAUUUCAGACACUGAAGAAAUACGAGCCAUCGCCGAAGAAGCAGUGCCGGAAAGCGAGGGUGACGGGCCGAAAUUCGAAAACAAGACCGAAUCAAAGGAUGUAGAUGCUGAAGAAAUGCAAGUCAGUAUGGAAGCUGACUCAGUGAAAGCCGAAGAUAACAAAGAACCGAGGACGGACAAUCGCGAAGACUCAUCGGAACCCGAAAAAUCUCAAGUCAUCGAGUCAAAAGUGCAACAAGAAGCUAGCUUGGACACGUCACCAGUUUCAAGGUCGCAGGCUGAACAAGAAACCGAGCCAACGACCGAAGAUACGGAGGAGACACAAGCCAUCCAAGGAAUACCUUCAGAGAGCGAAGUGGCGACAUCACGGGUCGAGUAUAACGCCGAACCGAAGGAAGGUAGCACCGAAGGAAAACAAGCAAUCGACAAAGAACCAGCCUCGGAGAAGGUGAAAUCAAAAGCAACCAAAACAAGCACGAAAAUGGAUAAACUGCUUCAAAGGCGUAUAGUGGAGAGUGUUUUAACAGAACCGGAAAAUGACGAGAAAAAUGCCGAUGAGGAGAUUGUCAUGGAGCUGACUGAGAAUAAAAGCAAGAAAGACAAGAAAUGCGAAAAGGAGACCUGGGUCAUGGUACAGCACUUUGAAAUGACCGAUGAAAUAGCUCGACAGUUGGGUCACAUGCUCACACUCAAUGCCUUCAAAAGAACCACCACCUGUUGUACGAUUAUGUGA